Molecule: messenger RNA, 1404 nt
Organism: Cololabis saira (Pacific saury)
Lineage: Eukaryota; Metazoa; Chordata; Actinopteri; Beloniformes; Belonidae
Product: zinc finger protein 432-like
Exons: 2
Coding region: 77-1315 (412 amino acids)
Biological process (GO): regulation of transcription by RNA polymerase II
Molecular function (GO): RNA polymerase II cis-regulatory region sequence-specific DNA binding; DNA-binding transcription factor activity
Source: RefSeq, a predicted model, not a curated record
AGCGAACGGAACACGUGAGCAGUGAUUCCUUUGAGGAGGACGGUUCUGUGGUUUCCUUUCUUUUUCCUCUUCAACAAUGUCUAAGGUGAAUCAUCUGAGAGAGUUUAUCGGUCAGCGACUAACAGCAGCUGCUGUAGAAAUAUUCUCAGUGUUUGAAAAAACCAUGUUGGAGUUUGAAGAAGAGCUCGACCGUCAGCGCAGACUGUUGGACCUCGUCCUGAAACCUGAAAUCAGACUCCACAGAGUCGAACUCCCACAAGAAAAUGUUUGUAAGGUGGAGGAGGACGGGGUUUUCAGUGACCAGCACCUCGAUAGCCUGGAGAGGAGCUGCAGCCCGGACCAGGAGGAACCAGAGAGGAGCUGCAGCCCGGACCAGGAGGAACCAGAGAGGAGCUGCAGCCCGGACCAGGAGGAACCAGAGAGGAGCUGCAGCCCGGACCAGGAGGAACCAGGGCAUCCACAGACUACAGAACUGGAGGAAGACUCCAGCGGUCAGGAGAUGAAGCACGAGGACGUAGAGGUGGAUGUCUCAUUGGUCAAUGUCGCUGAUGUGAAAGUUGAAAAUGGUGAACCAGGACCAAACUGUGGCCAGCUGCUGUUGCACACUUCUCCUGAAGCUCAAAACAAAGAUGAGGAAGGGACUGAAAGUUUACGCUCAGACUCACGACACGGUGACCACGAAGAUGCUGCUGUCCCGUCAGACAGCAACUGUAAAUCAAAGCUGAUCAGGACCCAUACGGGGAAGAAGGCGUUUUCUUGCAGCACUUGCCGGAAAGAGUUCAGUAAAAGUAGUAUUUUAAUGGAUCACAUGAACACCUGCGGCAACGCCUUUAUUAAAUUAUCACAUCUUAAACGCCACAUAACCCGGCACACGGGCGAGAAGCCCUACAUCUGCAAAACAUGUGGAAAAAGUUACACAGAACGUUCCAGUCUGGUGAUUCACUUGAGGACCCACACCGGCGAAAGGCCGUACCUGUGCAACACCUGCGGAAAAACCUUUAUUGACUCAUCAGCUCUUAAACGCCACAUAAUCACGCACACGGGCGAGAAGCCCUACAUCUGCAAAACGUGUGGAAAGAGUUACAGGCAACGUUCUAGCCUGGUGGUUCACUCGAGGAUCCACACUGGUGAAAGGCCGUACCUGUGCAACACCUGCGGCAAAACCUUUACUAGAUUAUCAGAACUUAAAAGCCACAUAAGCACACACACGGGCGAGAAGUAUUUGUGCAAGACGUGCAACAAGGGUUUUAGCCGCAGAAUUGAUUUGCUGAGUCACAUGAAAAAUCACCCGGAGGAGAAGUCUGGUGACUCGUGACAAAUGAAGGUCAUGUUGUCGUCCUCCGGGGGCAGCUGUCCACUCCUGUCUGACCCACAGAAGAAGAACCAGAGAAGUCCAACCACCAC